CGGACCGUCGGGGCUGAGGCACCGCCUGCCCGGAAGGAGCCGCUGAGAGUCGGGUCGUGGCAGCCAUCGCGCUUUGUGGUCGUGUCUCCGGGGCUGUGGCGCCGACGCUGAGCUGCGCUUUGCGUUCUCGCCCGUGGCAGACCCUGUAAGAUUUGGAUAUGUCCUUCAUAUUUGACUGGAUUUACAGUGGUUUCAGCAGUGUGCUACAAUUUUUAGGGUUAUAUAAGAAAACUGGUAAAUUGGUAUUUCUUGGAUUGGAUAACGCAGGAAAAACAACAUUGCUACACAUGCUAAAAGAUGACAGACUUGGACAGCAUGUUCCAACAUUACAUCCUACUUCAGAAGAACUAACCAUUGCUGGCAUGACCUUUACAACUUUUGAUCUGGGUGGACAUGUUCAAGCUCGAAGAGUGUGGAAAAACUACCUUCCUGCUAUCAAUGGUAUUGUAUUUCUGGUGGAUUGUGCAGACCAUGAAAGGCUGCUCGAAUCAAAAGAAGAACUUGAUUCCCUAAUGACAGAUGAAACCAUUGCUAAUGUGCCUAUCCUGAUUCUUGGGAAUAAAAUUGACAGACCUGAAGCCAUCAGCGAAGAGAGGUUACGAGAGAUGUUUGGUUUAUAUGGUCAGACAACAGGAAAAGGCAGUGUGUCUUUGAAAGAACUGAAUGCCCGGCCCUUAGAAGUUUUCAUGUGCAGUGUGCUCAAAAGGCAAGGUUACGGAGAAGGUUUCCGCUGGAUGGCACAGUACAUCGAUUAACCUCCAUUCCCAUCAACUCCAGGUCUCGCCAUUCAGGCCUACUCAGAGAUUUGAUCACUCAACAUGCAUAACUUGAAUUCAAUAGACUUUUGUUGGUUAGAAAACAGAUGUUUUUUAGAUUAUUAAUAAUAUAUCAACUUAAUUUGAGUGAGAAUUGAAAACUGAUUCAAAGAAGUUUGACUAUGACAAUGUUAGCUUUCUAAUUCCAUAAAAAUAAUUCGUUUUUACAGUUUGUAAUCUGACAUUACCCCCGGCGCCAUUUAUAAAGAGUAAAUUUCCAGCAGUACACUUGAAGCACUUUUUAACAUGAAAUUACAAAUAUAAACCAUAUUUAAAAGCUCAUCAUGUUAAAUUUUUUAUGUACUUUUUUGGAACUAGUUUUUAAAUUUUAGAUUAUAUGUCCACUUAACUGUACAGUUCAUAAUCAGCUUAUUGAUCAUUGCAUGAUGCCUUACAGUUGUCAAUAACAUUUUUUCAUAUGCAAACUUCAUGCAAUAAAACAAACUAAUAUCUGGCAUUCUUACUGGGCAAAUGUUUUAUUUAAUGUUUGUUACCUCGCUAGUAUGUUCUGAAAUCUGAAAUAAUUAUUAAUGCAUUUGAGGGGAUUGCUGGGAAAGGAGAUUACUUCAGAAUAUUUAGAAUAAUGUUUAAAUCCCUUGAGGCUUUUGCAUUUACUGGGUCAGUUUUGUUUGGUUGUUCCUUAUCACACAUUUCUCUUUGAAUCACGUCUUUUUUUUUUUUCUAUCAGUGCCAGUCUUUACUAGAGUGGACAGAAUCCCUGCCACUCUAUAGGAUCUGCAUUUUCUAAAGAACAGCACAUCUGCUGUUAUAGCAUGACGCUGGCUUUUGUUUGAUAGAUGCUCGAGCUCUAUUGCAGUUGUGAAACUGUGAAGGAGUCUUUUUGGUGCUCUGUUUGGUAAUCUGCCUCUUUACAUGAAGGCGUUGGUCUCCGUGCAUUUAGGUUCUCCAAUGGGUGAGCAACAGGCUGUCAUUGUGGAGUUCUUCACGUCUAAGGAAACAGAAACUACCCCUGCUUCGUUAGCCCCAAGGUGUGUAGGGAUUCUGCCGCUGUUCACUCUUUCAUAUUCUUUGGCAUAUGUUAUUUCUUGAUACAAAAAAAAACUUGUAGUUUCCUUUUUUAUCUCAGUUGCUAUCAGCUAGCUCUUGCUUUAUUGCCCAAAGGCUUUUGUCUUACAAUGCUUGCUGUGUGAUAGUGUCUGCAAGCCUCAUUGAUAGGACUUCCUAAUACAAUUUUAGUGAGCUUUUUAAAGCAUUUUAAUUUCCAAAGAAAUUAACUUCUCCCUCCUUCCUGUCCCCCCAUCUGAGACUCUCAUAAUUAGUAAAGUAAAAUGAAUGUGCCAAAUGUGUAUUUUUAAAGACUCUCAGUGUAAGAUUUCCUCUCUAGGUUAUAAAUCAAGCCUGUUUUGUCAAUUUUACCCAGUUUUAUCAAGAAUAAACUGUCAAUUCCAUCAAUUACUUUAAUAUCAAAUGUAGUAUUUUUCUGACCAAUCAGAGCCAUCACAGUUCUUUCUGAUGUAAUCACUGUAACAUACAAGGAACUAGAAGAAAUUGCCACUUAGUUAAGCCAACAGGGUCAUUUCUCAUGAUAGUUAGUUUUAGGAAUUUGGUUAUUUCACUUUCAGAUUCCUUCUAAAGAAAAACAAGUACUUCUUUCCUGCUUAGAAAUAUCAGUCGCACCAUAGGAAAAGUCAGAUAUGACACAGCAGCCUAUUGGUUUACUCUGCCAGAUAGGUUUGAACUGCUCAUUUCUAACAUCCUGAUAAAGAACUAAUCUUUAUUAUAAAAGGAAUUGCUUCCCGCUGUUGUCAUCUUUCUUACUACCAACAGAGACAUGCCUUUCUUGUAUUUCCUAAAUUACUUACUGUAUGGCUAGAUAGUUAAUUAUUUAUGUCAUAAAUAAUGUGGCAUAAAGGGGGAAGUGAACUGGUUCCUCUAGAUGGGGGGGGGGGGGGCGUGGGAGGGACAAAGAGUACAGCAGGUAGGGCCUUUGCCUCACACACAGUUAACCAGGUUCAUUCUCCAGAACCCUAUAUGGCCCCCCAAGCCCCACCAGGUGCGACCCUGAGCACAGAGCCAGGAGUAAGACCUGACCACCACUAGGUGUGUCCCUAAAACAAAAUACAUUGAAUGUAAGGUCUCAGCUUACUUUUACAUUUUUAAAAAAAUUCUUAAUAAUUCCACACCUAUUUCAAUCACUCUAAUGACUUGUGAAUUAUAAUUUAGAAAACUGGUUAAACUGAUAACUCAAAUUUAUUUUUAUUUCAGUGAAAUCUUAAAAUGAAGAUUAUAGCAUUAAAAAAUGUAGCAUAGAUAUUUUCUAAAACAUAUGCAAAAAUAUUAUUUCUAAUUGGCUUAGUUAAUCCAGUAUCUUUGAGUGCCAAAGAUGUAUGAAUUCAGAUAUUGCCUGCAUAGGUCUAUAUUUCAUGUUUUGUGUGCUUGUGUACAUAAAAUAAAUUUUCUGUGCUUUACAGCAUAUCAGCAGAACACUGUUUCAGUUUCAAGCUGACUCACACUUCUCUAGUGCACUUCAGCUUGUAAACUAUUUGUAAAUCAUUAAAAUAGGGCAAUGGCUAUUAAGUGUUCCCUGUCUUCUGCAAAACAAUCCAUCAGCCACAAUCAGAACCCAGCAUGUCACAAUUUCACCAUCAAAAACAGUUUAUUUACUUCUAAUUGACAUGAUCUGAGAAUUUCAGUUUUGAAAACUGUAUAUGGUAUGUAACUCAAGGUGAUAUUUCAAUCUUGUGUCUUAUAUGACUUCAUGAUUUAAGUUCACAGGUACUUUUUAGCAAGUAAGUCUUGACCAGCUAAAAAGAAGUCUCCCAAAAUAUGCUGUGUUCAUUUUAUUUCCACUUUACUCUUCAGGUCAUUUUCAGCUCAUUUUAAGCUAAGUUAUUGAUGCUUCCAAAAAAUCUCUUAUGCAUGAAAAAAUAAGAAUUUCAUAAUUAAAAUAGGGAAUGAAAGCAUUUUCUAUAAGCCUUUUUUCUUUUGAGGGUUCAGAAAACAGUUCUUAAAGACUAAAUUCUCAAAGCUACAUGCUGAUGUCCCUAGUUAUUCCCCUUACUGCUCAUCUCCUUUUGAAGUGCAAGUCCAUAUUUUUAACGAGAAAAGAACUGGCUCUUGAAUAUGACUGUGCCUCUGUGUAAAUGAUUGGGACUUUGUUAAAACUGUUUCCAUUUCUGAACCCCUCAACCAGCCUCUACCCCACACCUGAGUGUGAUGGAAGUCUCCAGAAUACUGACGAUGCAGUUGUGAACCACUACUUUUUGUCAUUAUUUAGAACACUAAAUAGCAAGUUUAUUUAAUACCAGUGGCCAGGGUUUUGACACGCUUGUAAUUGCAAUCCAAAGUAAACAAAGUCAUCCAAAGUAAACUCUGUUUUCAGGAAUGUUUCCCCACUCCGAUUUAUCUUUGAGGGCAGAAAAAUGGGAAAGGUGUUUGUGUGGGCAAAAUUACUUUUGGCGUGGAUGAAUCCUUUUUUAACAUGCACUUUAAGUGGGAGGAUUAUAUUUCAUUGUAGUUUUAAAUAUUUUGGAGGGUAGAGGGGAAUGAACCCUACAUUUCUUGACAUGUAAAUCUUCAGAAAUGUUUUCUUUAUCAAACGUAAGGUUCCAUUCACAUUUAAAUAGCCAACUUCGUGUGGGUUUCUGUAUUCUCCAGUGCUGCUCCAAACAUGAAUUCAUAAUCAGCUGCUGUGCUAAGAAGGCCAGAGCACUCAGGGUGAGUGUAUAGACAAGUUAGUUUCAAAGUGGUCAGUGUUUCCUACGGUGAGGCCUUACGUGUUGGGCUGAAUGCAGAGAUGUUGCAUCGGUAAGUUGGUGAUAAGUUUUCCAUCCUAAACUUAUUUGCACUUUUGUACACCACUGCUUGCACUAGCACCUUAGGUGUGAAUUUUAACAAUUGUUUUACAGUACAUACAGAUUGUUAAGCAUAAUUUAUAAAGCCAUUUCUGUUUACCUUCAUGUGUUUUACAAAGAACAGCUAUAGUAGUUGGUUAAAUGUUCUUGAAUUGUGUUUGUAUGUUAAUUUUGAUUAUGUUCUAUUAUCUUUUCACCCUCUGAAUUUGAGUGUCAGGAAUAGAAAAAUAAAAUGCUAACUUUGUCUUUGAAAAA
Sorex fumeus (smoky shrew) is the source of this 4885-nucleotide messenger RNA. It is a transcript of the gene SAR1B, whose product is annotated as secretion associated Ras related GTPase 1B. The record is from RefSeq and is a predicted model, not a curated record. Gene Ontology annotation, cellular component: endoplasmic reticulum exit site; COPII vesicle coat. Gene Ontology annotation, molecular function: GTP binding; GTPase activity. Gene Ontology annotation, biological process: vesicle organization; endoplasmic reticulum to Golgi vesicle-mediated transport; membrane organization. NCBI's taxonomy places the organism in Eukaryota, Metazoa, Chordata, Mammalia, Eulipotyphla, Soricidae. Bases 159 to 755 code for a protein of 198 amino acids. The transcript is spliced from 7 exons.